Molecule: messenger RNA, 1683 nt
Organism: Helicoverpa armigera (cotton bollworm)
Lineage: Eukaryota; Metazoa; Arthropoda; Insecta; Lepidoptera; Noctuidae
Gene: CSN6
Product: COP9 signalosome complex subunit 6
Exons: 6
Coding region: 144-1172 (342 amino acids)
Biological process (GO): protein deneddylation
Cellular component (GO): COP9 signalosome
Molecular function (GO): metallopeptidase activity; protein binding
Source: RefSeq, a predicted model, not a curated record
UCUUGCUCGUCUUUGUUAUACGUCAAAAACAGAAACUGUGCAGAUUGUUUUCCAUCGUUUAUUUGUUGGUUUGCGCGUUACCGACAGGGUGCAACUGAAGUUGCACAUUGUAGGUUCUAUCAAGUAGUCGUUUAUAUCCAAUAAUGUCGAGUGUUGAUAGAAUUGAUUUUGAAAUGGAGGUUGAGGUGGAGAGUGCUUCAUCUGGGCCGGCUGUGGAUGCUCCUAACCCCACAUCACCAGCUCCGCCAGCACCAGGAGGUGCUAAGAGUGUGGUGGUCACCACUGCGACCUCCGGCUCCGUGACGGUAUCUCUACAUCCCCUUGUGAUAAUGAAUGUAUCUGAACAUUGGACUAGGUUACGUGCACAAGAGGGCUCUCCACAGAUAGUUAUUGGUGCCUUGAUUGGGAAACAAAAGGGUCGAAACAUAGAAGUGAUGAACUCAUUUGAGUUAAUGUUCAGUGUUAUUGAAGGAGAUAUCAUAAUUGAUAGAGACUAUUACAAUUUAAAGGAAGAACAGUUUAAGCAAGUAUUCUCUGACAUGGACUUCCUGGGCUGGUACACCACGGGAGACACGCCAACUGACAAGGACAUUGCCAUUCACAGACAGAUCUGUGAUAUCAACGAGUGUCCCGUCAUGUUGAUGCUAAACCCAGCUGGGAGGAACGGAGAUCAACUUCCAGUGGUGCUGUAUGAGUCUGUAAUAGAUGUAGUAAAUGGUAGAGCCACAAUGUUACUGGCACCUCUCACAUACACAUUGGCUGCUGAGGAGGCUGAAAGAAUUGGAGUGGACCAUGUUGCCAGGGUGUCAUCUGGUGAAGCUGCACUUAACAGUUUAGUGGCAGAGCACCUAACAGCUCAGCGAUCAGCUAUCAAGAUGUUAGUGUCUCGUGUGCGCGCGGUGCUGGCGACAGUGCGCGCGAUCCGUGACGGCUCGCUGCCGCCGCGGCCGGCGCUGCUGCGCGAGGCGCGGGCGCUCUCCAACAGGCUGCCCCUACUUACUUCGCAACAGUUCCGCACACAUUUCUAUAACCAAUGCAAUGACGUGGCGCUGAUGACUUACCUGGGCACGAUCACGAAGGGCUGCAACGCCAUCAACCAGCUAGUGAACAGAUUCAAUGUACUAUAUGAUAGACAGGGCAUGGGACGCCGCAUGCGAGGACUUUUCUUUUAGGGUGGACAUUAAUAUUGCCUCUUUUGUACAGCAACUACGAAAGCAUAGAGUGAGUGGAAAACUAGCAUUUUUUCUUUUUUGUAACCAGUGGGAGUUUGUUUUUCCAUGAAUUCUAUACUCAGUACUAAUAAGGAACUUUAUUAUGUGGCAGUUGAUUGUGAUUCAGAUCUUUGCUCUGAAAAUAUUACUUCCACACUAAAAUGAUUGUGUAUAUGUUGUGGGUGGAAACAAUUUCAAAAUAUUGAAAAACUUAAGUUGCUAUAAAAUUAAGAUUCAAAAUGUAAAGUCAAUAAAACAAAGUUAGGGUCUAUGCACAAGAAUGCUUUGGGCAACGGAUUUACAAUAUUUUAAAGCUUGUUGUAUUACCAAAUUAUGAAAAACUUAAAACAUACAAAAAAUGCUUGGGAAUCAAUCAUGUGAAUAGACCUUAAUUAAUUGGUGAUUAUAUUGACAUAGUGACUGAUUUUAUUAAUUUGUAGCUACUGAAAAUAAAUAUGUCUCAUAAAUUAAA